AUGGCUGAACGAAAAAGUAAAUUACCCCAGGGAGGUACCGGUCGCUCUGCGGCCGGAGAAUCCUCUCCCACCGCACCGGAUUCGCCGGGGGUGGGCCGUCCCACGUACUCUGGGGACACGGGCAGCGAUGAAGAACGGUAUCAGAGGGAGCUGAUAAGGAGAUACGGGGCCGUUAAUUAUCUUGAGGCCCUCGAACUGCAUGUGGCAGAUAUGGACUCGGAGUGCACCGGGUCCUCAAUGUCGCUAAGAUCAGACGACAACCUUGGGGAGGCGAGAGGGAGUACCUCGCCCCCCAAGAAACAUCGAAAGAGGCGCAUCACGGAGAGGGGUCAGGAGGAGUUGGACUCCGACGACGACGAAGUGCAGCUAUCGUCUGCGGCUCGAAGGAGUAGGGCCAGAGGCCCUCCAACGGCUAAGAGGGGAGCGCGAGCGGCCAAGUCUGCGGCACGAUCGGGGACAGGGGUUUCGGCCUCUGAAGCCGGAUCGUCCAGGUCCGUCUCGCGCGUCCGUAGAGAGUCGGAAGAGAACGCCACGCUGGGCGCAGACGAGCUGGGCGCCAAGGUUGAAGAUAGUGCCCUUCAGGUCCUUGCUGCCGUGAAAAAGUCCAGCAACCUGAAGGGUACUAUCGUUGGCGAAAUCAACCGCGCCAUCCACACCAUCAGAUCGGCGUCGGGUGCUCUGAGGCUGAGGUCCACUAAUCAGGAGGAGGAGGCCCUCAGGAGGGAGGUGCGAAAACUCCGCGCGGAGCUGGACGACGUGAGGGAGACGAAGGCUGCGAUGUUGAAGGAGUCUGUCGAGGAGAGAAAGAAGUUCCGACAGCUCCAGAUGGCGUCACAGUCUUCCGCCGCGCUGGCCGAAGAACUGGCUGCGUUAAAGGCGGAAAGAGAAGGGUGGGAGAGGCAGACGCGGGACAGCGUUCGACAGCUACAGGAGCUUGAGCAGUCGAAUGCUCUCGACCGUGCCGCCCUUCACAAGGCACCACGUCAGUUGGAGGAGGCCAAAACCGCUGCCGAGUUGCCUCCAGUGGUCAUAUCAGGGACCACGGCGGAAGCGCCGCAAGGUGCCACGCCCCGGACCCUGACGGAGGACGCCGAAGACCGGAUUAUCCGGCGAGUAGGCGAAAUCAUGAACAACCGCUUCGCCGAGAUGGAGGAGCGGAUCUCGGCGAAGCGAACGCGGCCACAAAAGGCCGCAAAGAGUACGCCUACCGCCGGAUCAUCCAGUGCAGCGGCCGAUAGGGCCCCGCAGAUCGGGGAGCCCAGCGGAGGAGGUGUCCCGCCACCGUCGACCUCAGCAAACAAGGCGGGAUGGUCGACGGUGGUACGGCGCGGGAAGCGCAAGGGUGCUGGCGCAGGCCAGGCGGCUCCCGCCAAUGCGCGCCCGGGGAAGGGUCCACGCGGCGGCCCAACAGAGGAACCGCAACGGAAGACACCUGCGCGGAAAAAGAAGGUGAAAGCACGCCCUCCUCGGUCAUCCGCGGUGGUUCUCACCAUGAGGCCGGGAGCCGAGGAGAGAGGCGUCACCUACAGGUCGGUGCUCACCGAAGCGAAAGCCAAGAUCUCCUUGGCCCAACUCGGUAUCACCGACCUGAGGUUCAGAGUAGGGAGAACCGGGUCUCGUAUCCUGGAAAUCCCUGGAACGCACACAGGCGAGGCGGCAGACGCGUUGGCCGCCAAAAUUGAGGAGGUCCUGCCCGAGGACGUUCGGGUCUCCAGGCCAGUUAAGUCGGCCGAACUGCGGAUUGGAGACCUGGACGACUCGGUGAUGGUGGCCGACGUGGUCGUAGCCGUGAUGCGUGAGGGGGGUUGCCUGGAAUCCUCGGUGAAAACCGGGGAAAUCCGGCGCAACACCCAGGGUACGGGAUCUGUGUGGGUGCGGUGCCCUGUGGCCGCCGCAAAGAAGUUGGCCGAGGCCGGCCGGCUGAGAAUCGGGUGGGUGAUGGCGCGAGUACAGUCGCUGGAUCCGCGCCCUCAGCGGUGCUAUCGCUGCCUGCUUACAGGCCACGUGGGAGUGCGAUGCACCGCUGCGGAAGACAGCAGCGGAAUCUGUUUCCGCUGCAGCGAGCCUGGCCAUAAGGCCGCACGCUGUGCCGCGCCAUCACCGAAGUGUCGGUACUGUGCCGCGGCGGGUCGGAAAUCCGACCAUAGAGUGGGCGUCACUAACUUGUGUCGCCCCCCGAAGGCCCGAGCCGCGGCACGGUCCACAGCGGACCCCUCCUUUUAUAAACCAGGGCCUAUUGAGGUAUUGUUAGGUGCCGACGUGUUCGGUUAUAUUGUGCAGCCUGAGAGAUCGAUUUCUCUUCCUCAUGGUCUGACCGGCCUUUCAACCGUUUUUGGUUGUGUGUUGUCUGGACCUGUUGCUGGUUACCUUAGGACUGAAUCCUCUUCUGGCCAUUGCUCCGUCCAUCUCCUCAUUUCUAAGAGUAGGAUUGCCCCUAUCCGUACUCGGCUCACAAUUCCCAAGUUGGAAUUGCAAGGAGCUGUGCUCCUCACAAAAUUAAUUCAUCACGUUACCAUCUGCCUACAGAAGUGA
Molecule: messenger RNA, 2532 nt
Organism: Achroia grisella
Lineage: Eukaryota; Metazoa; Arthropoda; Insecta; Lepidoptera; Pyralidae
Exons: 2
Coding region: 1-2532 (843 amino acids)
Molecular function (GO): zinc ion binding; nucleic acid binding
Source: RefSeq, a predicted model, not a curated record